Podarcis lilfordi (Lilford's wall lizard) is the source of this 8916-nucleotide messenger RNA. Lineage: Eukaryota; Metazoa; Chordata; Lepidosauria; Squamata; Lacertidae. The record is from the annotation of a GenBank genome assembly.
GGAAACUGCAAGCAACGACACAUAAUUGUUCAUUCUGUUGCUUUGCCCCAGCAUGGGCUCUUUGACUUGCAUGUGUCAUUUUCUCUAGGAGAGAGAAGGCUGCCUCUGGCAGCUGAAGAAUGAAGUCCCCUCCUUGCUGCCUGUCCCUUUCUUCAGGAGCAUCUGGAGAGGAGCUGGGUGAGAGCACGUCCUUUGGAUCUGUGGAGUCCAGUGUCUUCUGCAGCGAGGAGGAGCCAGGAACCUUGCUGCGACCGGUGGCCCCAUCCUUGGACUGCAUCACAGUCAAUGUGGGAGGGGCCCGCUUUGUGCUGUCCCAGAAAAAGCUGUGCUGCUACCCGGACACCCGCCUGGGCAAGCUGGCUGUAGUGGUGUCAGCUGCCCGGGACGUUGCCUCCAGCCUCCUGGAUCUCUGCGAUGAUGCCAAUUUGGUAGAGAAUGAAUAUUUCUUUGAUCGGAGCUCUCAGGCAUUUAGUUACAUCCAUAAUUAUUACCAGACGGGCCGGCUGCACGUGAUGGAUCAGCUCUGUGCACUUUCCUUCCUGCAGGAGAUCCAGUAUUGGGGGCUGGAUGAGCUCAGCAUUGACUCUUGCUGCAGGGACAGGUGAGUAAUUGAUGGGGCCAUGGGCCCAAAUCCAGUAGGGCUGGGGAAGGCUUCAGUAGGGCGUUGUAGAUUAAUUAUGCAGUUGGGGAGAGGUGAGGUAAGCACAGAUGAAGGGAAUUAAGAUGAGGUGGUGGCCUGGGUGCCACUGAUGUGGAUUGCUGCCACCUAGGCAAGGCAGCAGCUGGACAGAAAAUUAUGGCAGUGGUUGAGUUUGGUAUUGAAGUAACCCAGUUGCUUGUGUACUUGGAAAGGGGGUGGAAGUUGGGGUUGUGGGGAGCAACUCCAACAGUUUUUUCUAGAAAAAAAAUCACUGGGUAUACUACUACCACUACUACUACUACUACUACUACUACUAAUACUUUAUUAUUUAUACCCCAGCCACUCUGGGUGCUCCCAAUGGAAUAUUAAACAGAAUAAAACUUCAAACAUUAAAAUCUUCCCUGACCAGGGCUGCCUUCAGAUGUCUUCUAAAAGUCAGAUAGUUGUUUAUUUCCUUGACAUCUGGUGGGAGGGCCUUCCACAGGGCAGGCGUCACUACUGAGAAGGCCCUCUGCCUGGUUCCCUGUGACCUCACUUCUUGCAGUGAGGGAACCAUCAGAAGGCCCUCGGAGCUGAACAAUGGGAGUGGAGACACUCAUUCAGGUAUACUGGGCUGAGGCUGGCUAAUGUAACCUUGAAACAGGUUCCUCCUGGGAUUAAAUUAAUGUGUGAUCUAAAGCAAGGACAGCUAGCUUGUGGCAAUCUGGAUGUUGAUGAGCUACAACUCCCAUCAGCCCUGCCAAUUAGCCAUACUGGUUGGAGCUGAUGAGAGUUGUAGUCCAAGACACCUGGAGGGCCACUGGUUAGCCACCCCUGUUUUUAAGGCAGACUUGAUGUGUAGCACGGAGGAGUUGAGGAUGAUUCUAGGUUUGUCCCUUUUGCUGAUCAUCCGGCUUUACAGCUCUGAUGUUCACAAGAGCACACUUUGAAGUCAGUGGCCGCUGUCUUUUUGCAUUUGUAAUUGAAGUUGGUUGUGGUGGUGCACGUGCUGCCACAAGUGUUUGCAUUCAUUUCAGAUGAGGUAUAGUGUCACAUUUUGUGCUUCGCUGCCCUGCACAGGUACUUCAGGAGGAAGGAACUGAGCGAAGCCUUGGAUAUCAAGAAAGAAGCUGAAGCAUUUGAUGCCCAGGAAGAGGAAGAGGACUUCUCCGGGAGCCUCUGCCCCAGAUUCAGGCAGAAGCUUUGGGAGGUAUUGGAAAAACCUGGGUCUUCUGUCGCUGCCAGGACUUUUGGCACCAUCUCCAUGGCCUUUGUCAUCAUCUCUAUUGCCAACAUGGCCCUCAUCUCUGUAGAACUGAGCUGGCUGCCACCACACCUCCUUGACAUCCUGGAGUAUGUGUGUAUUGCCUGGUUCACAGGAGAGUUUGCCCUGCGUUUCCUGUGCGCACAGAAGAAAUUCUACUUCAUACGGAAUAUAGCAAACAUCAUAGACCUGCUGGCCAUUUUGCCCUUCUACAUCACACUGGUAGUGGAGAGCUUGCGUGGCAGACACAGCUCCCAGGAGCUGGAAAACAUGGGACGUAUUGUUCAGGUGUUAAGGCUGCUGAGGGGUCUGCGCAUGCUGAAGUUGGGCCGGCAUUCAACAGGUAAAUCUACAUGGUGUAGGAAACUCUUGGGGAAAUUGAUUAUUUUGUGGUUCUACCUAAGGGGGGUGGCGAUUUUAAGAAACUCAGAUGAGAAGCUGACUUCCAUAUGAGCAGAGGCCCACAACAUGAGACUGGUCCCAUGUUGCAAGCUAAACUUUGUAGCCACCAAACUCCAGACAGACCCUUCCCCCAGAAUCAUUUCCAAGGCAAGCAAGUGACUGUACAUAUCCCAGAUAGGUUUAACAGUCCAUCACUCUUCAUGGGGAACAGGGGUCUCCUAACAACUCUCAGCACAAACUACAGCUCCCAGAAGUCUUUGGGGAAGCCAUAACUGUUUAAAAGUGGUAUCCAGUGCUUUUGUGUGUGUGUAGGGUGUAUGUGUGUGGGUACUCACCAUGAAGUAAGUGCCACACUUUUAACAUUUGGGGGAGGGAAAUGUGCUGGUACUGCCGUACCCUUGAGUACCCCCAGGGAGAGAGAGAAGCACUGGUAGUAUCAUAGUACUUUAAAUAUAUUGUGUGAAUGUGGCCAGAGAGAGGGUAUUUCAUAAUUCCAUUCCUUUCAGUUUAUCGACUUACUCUGUCACCGCAAUGGCUAAUUUCAACAGUGCUUCCUCUGUCAUCUGAUGGACACAGUCCCUUGUCUGAAAGCUGCCUUAAACCAGGUGAUGCUAUCUGCCGAUCUCCCUCAGUAUAGUCUACUUUGCCCAGCAGUGCCUCUCCAGGAUCAAAAGCAGAGGUCUUUCCUGCCAUUUGAUCCUUCUAACAAGAGAUUCUGGGCAUUGAACCAAGGAUCUUUUGCAUGCAAAAGAGAAGCUCUACCACAGAGCUAUGGUACCCUUCCUAGGACCUUCCAUCAUAAGAGUUGGAAGAGACCAUGAGGACCAUCUAGUCCAACCUUUUGCAAUGCUGGAAUUUUUCACCCAACAUGGAGCUUGACCCAUAGCUCUCAGAUUAAGAGUCUCAUGCUCUAGUGCCUUCUUAGCAAGCCUCACUUUCCACAGGAAACUGAAUCUUUUCUGUAUCCCACAAUUGUGGGAGAAUUAAGCAGAGGGGACCAGUUCACCUCAGGGUGACAUCUCCCUCUAGAAAACUAUGUAAAUCUGCCCUGAGGUCCUACAGUUCUGAGAAGCUGAAUAGGCAAAUCUUCAUGAUUUUUAGGUUGCCAGGGUGGGAAGCCUGUGACCCUUCUAGUUGUUGAUGGAGUCCCAUCAGCCUCUGCCAGGGAUGAUGGGAGUUGUAACCCAGCAACAUUUGAAGGGCAACUGGUUCCUCACCCCUAGUCUGAGGCCUAGUUCUUACAAGGAACAAACCUGUUUCUGAACUGCACCAAUAGUAGUAGGGGGCAGCAGGAAUUACAGGACUGAAUUCUCCUUCGUACAACAACAGAAGAAAAAUCCCUACAUGCAGAAAAAUUAACAUGUUAGGAAGAAGACUGGCCUAAAACCUUCGCUGCAGCAUCUAGUUUUCUCUGUUCAGGGAAUUUGACUUGUUUGGGGGUUUUGGUGUGUGUGUGUGUGUGUGAGAGAGAGAGAGAGAGAGAGUAUCCAAUCAUGUUAGCAUCCUGAAGUGGUACAGUCCAGAAAUAAUGUUAUUACCCCAACACAGGUUAAUUGGACCGUCAUGCUAGAAACUCCCUCUAAUCACUUCUCCUAACCUUUUCAUCACCCCCCUAUUAGUGCUAUAUAAGCUAAUUUGGUUGCCUGCCCAUUUCAUUGUCAACAGUGAGUAAACUGGCAAGGGUCAGAGAUGGCUUGCUAGCAGCAUUGCAUUACUAUUCAAAAUAAAACUGGAUUCAUAUCUGCAAACAUUUGCCUAGAAGGGGUUGCCUAUAUGAACACAGCUAUUCUGAAUUUAUAAUAUUCUGUUUGCUUCUUUUAUUCUUGAACAGAUCAGAUUGGAAAGUCAUAGCAGCAAGGCUAUGUUUGCAGCUGAUGGGAUCAAAUGUUGCCUCAGAUGAAUCUGUUGUUGCAACAUGUUCCCCACUUCCUCAAAUGGAGAGAAAUCCCAGAUCAGUUUCCUUUAGUUGGCAGCGCACUGAAGGCUUCAUUUUGUAAUAUAUACAUGGCAGAAGAUAGGGCAACCCCCCCAAAAAAACUGUGCCCCCAUUUUCAUCUGAUUUGGGCUUCCAAAAAAACCUUUCACUUACUUUACCUGUUUUAUUUGCUGAAUGUAUAUAGCUGCUUCAUAAGUUCCAGGAGUCUCAGAAAACAAUGUAAAACUGUUAAAGAUACUGAAACACUCAAUCACAUAUUUAUUUCUCUCACACAUUUCCAGCAUUGCAGCCAACCUCUGGGUAUCUAAUUCAGAAAAGACGCCAGCUUCCAGGAGACAACCUCCUAACAAUAGGUUCAUUAAAUAAACUGAGCAUCAUUGAACUGUUAACAAAGCAGUGGCCUUCUAGCUUCUGUAAUUUCUUUUAUUUUCAGAAUCAUUCCAGUUUGUAACAUAUUGCAGGAAGAAAGAGAGAGGAAAGAAACUUUUAUGUCCAUAUAACAUAUGUGAUCUAUGUUAGUCACGGGUGCCAUGAAAGAUAAGAGAGUCAUCUUUCCUUGCUGGUCCCUUGGAAUCAGUUUUUACUCAUCAUAGGAGGUGAGGUGAGAAUUUAUUUAAAGAGACAAUGAGGAAUAAUGAGAUUGAGUAAGGGCAGAAGAAACUUGCUGGUAUCCAAGCCGGGGCAAAAUGGCAAUGAACUCUUAUGGUGAGGACUUCUACCCACAAUGCAUCCUGGUGUUCCAUGUAUUGUGUUAGAACAUGAUACCACUCCUGCAGGCAAGUUAUACUUGCUACUCCACCAGACUAGCAUAAGUUACAGAAAGUGCUAACUUGACACAUCUUGACACUACGGCAUAUUGUUUUUAUGUCAUAUCUUCCAUACAUAGACUGAUGGAUCACCAGCUCUUUAAUUGUUCCAUCUUUGAAGAAACUUGGAGAAGGCUUGAGAUGGAAAACAGUUGUCAGGGCUGCCUCAGGUCUCAGCUCACAAAAGACCAACGCCAAUCUCUUCUUAUAUACAAAAGUGUUUAUUGUAGUUCAUUGUUUGCUUCACAUCCGAGGCGCGCAGCCCCACGUCUGUUACGCUUAGACCGUUGAAGUCCCCUCUGAGUCAGUCCCUCCCCUGCACCAGUUUAAGAGCCUUGCGCUGCUCCACCUCUUCCUCUUUUCUUUUCCGCAGGGUCUUCCUGCCCGCUGGGGUUUCGCCCCUCCUGGAUUCCCCUGACGCAGAAUCCCCAGAUUGCUCUUCCCCCCUCCUGCGGGCUUUGGGACCUGGCCCCUCCUCCGGGCUCCCUGUACUUCCGCGCGCCUCUACAUUUGAACUUGGCGCGCGCGCCCAACCUCUAACCUUCCUUUUGACAGUUACACUACUCCCUUCACUACUCCCCCCCCUUCCGGGAGGGUGGCUUGCUCCGACCUCCCUCCCUUCUCUGCUGCCGGAGCUGCUUCCCCUGAUACACUGGAACCUCCACCCCUUCGCUGCACUCUGGCGGGAGGCUGGUCCUGACGCCCAGCUGCCACUUUGGGAUCCCCCGCUGGCCCCUUGCUCCUGACACGGUCCCCCUGGGGCUCCCCUGGCCUUGACCACCGGUGCCCCCUUCUGGGAAUCCUCUGAUUCGCUGGAAAGACUCAUGGAAUCUCUUGAGUCAUUGUCAUCCUCUUCCUUGCUGUCCUGGGAUUCAUCCCCAUCGCUCUCCAUCUCCUGCCUAUCCUGUGCCUCUGUCCCUGAACCCCUGACAACAGUCAAUUUUUAUUUUAAACAACUGAAAUGUGCCAUUAAAAUGGCAUUCACAAGAGACAUAAAUUAGGUGCUAUGCAUUGCAAGCCUGUUUGUGCUUGGAAGAAACCCCAUCAAGUUCAAUGGGACUAACUCCCAGAUGUCUGUAUAGGACUUCAGCCUAAAAAUAUGAGGGUUGAGGCUGUUUUUACACAUGCAUGUACAUAAAUUGCAGCUGUGUGGAGUACCUCAAUCAAACAGAAUCUUGUUUUGAUGUGAGGCUAGUUGAUAUGAAAGGGUUUUUUUGGGGAGGAGGGGCCAGGGCUGGUGAUAAUAAAGCUAUAGUCCUGAGCUCAUACAGUUGGCAGUUAUCCUCCUCUAAAAUUCAUUAUUUCAUAUACAUUUAGUAUUGAGGUACAGUAGAUGAAUGUCAGCUCUUGCAUGCAGGAAAUGAUUCUCAAGUACAAAAUUUGGAGAGAUGACUGGGUAAGCAGUAUCACUUACUUAAGGACUUCAGCAGAACUCAGAUGGAUCCUGAGUCAACAAACUAAAUAUGAGCCAACAGCGUGAUGCUGCUUUAAAAGGGCAAAUGCUAAUAUGGGUUACACAGAAGUACUGCAUCCAAGGCAUGGGAAGAAAUUGUUCUACUCUACUGAGUGCUGGUUGAUUCCCAGCUACAUAAGGAUACUGAAUAUGUUUUGUUUUGGUUUUAACCAUUAAGGGAGAAUAGCCGGGCUGACUUUGUUGGAAGAAGUGUUCCAUUCAUUCAGACCCCAUGUCCAACCUCUCCAAAAGCAUUUUCCUUCCUCUUUUGCUAUAUUGGGCCUCCUCCCCUAAUAAAUACUGGGUGAAAUGAGAGCACUUUUUCAACCCAAAGGCUGUAUCCUCUCCUGAGGACCACAUGCCAGUGGUGGGUGGGACCAGAGGCAAAAGUGGGUGGAUAAAUAAAUGCAGAUGUUACCUUUGUACAGUAGGCUAGUUUCUGCAUGCACACCUCUCUGUCCUCCAUCCAGGCAAGCAAGCAAGUGGCUUGAUCAGAAGUCAAGGAUACAUUCUAGCCAUGGAAAAGCAUGCAAAGCAAGGACACUGAGGGUCUAGCCAGGAAAGGAGGCUUGUGCCCUAGGGAGAGUUUUGAGGGCCCAAUAGAAAGACCUAGAGAGCCACAUUUGGCCUCUGAGCCACCUCAGACCUAAGGAAGUAUUUGUACCAUUUGUUCUCCCUUUCCAAGUGGGCUUUAGUUCAACCUCUGCUGCUCAGAAGGCAGGAGCUCACAUGACCACAGCUUUGCUCAAGGCCUCUCUAUCCCACUCCAUUACUGGUCCUGUUUAGCUUGUCUUACUAUUGCCCUUGCAGCAGGGAGGAGAAUGGGGACAAAACUAGAAUUAUGGGGCUCAGCUGUCAUUGAUGCAGGUUCCACCUGCCAUUGGCAUCCCAGCCAUCCACCCUACAAGUCCAAGGGGCAUCAGGCUUCAGGGAAUCUGAUCCCUCCCAUGGUGGCAGCCAAGAACCAGAUAAACAAAAAAUGUUUCUUACCAAGUAAUUUAUUCACUAUGCACAGAGAUAGCUGAAGGAAUGCAUUCUAACUAGGAUAAUGUCAUUGCUCCAAGUAAAGUCCACUCCCUCCGUUUCUUCUAUUGUAUGUCACACCUAAUGUGAGCUUUCUGCCUCUGAGCUUUCUGUUCUACUACCUUCAGUGCACGCCUGGUCCUGGGAGAGGGAAAGUCAGGAAUGCUUUCCAAAGACACUGAGUCUGUCAGUGGUCUCUCCCCUGGUGCUGCUUCUUCCUGCUGUUCCUCUCCCAAUAUUUCCCAGCUUCUCCCCUCUGCAGUCUCUGAACUAUGCCCUUCUGCAAACCACUGUUCUAAAUCUAUACAGUCCUCCUGUUCUUGGGAAGGUUCAGGAGAAUGGGGGGUGGUCUCCUCAGUCCAGCCCCUGAGAAGGGGGCACCAGCCACCACUGAUAGAGGCUGUGACCUGAACUGAAAUCCUCUAUUGCGUUGCAGGUUUGCGGUCCCUGGGCAUGACCAUUGCCCAGUGCUAUGAAGAGGUCGGCAUGCUCCUGCUUUUCCUCUCUGUGGGCAUCUCCAUCUUCUCCACCAUGGAGUUCUUUGUCGAGCAAGGUGUCCAUGGCACAACCUUCACAAGUGUGCCCUGUGCCUGGUGGUGGGCUACGACAUCCAUGACGACAGUUGGCUACGGAGACAUUAGGCCGGACACAACCAUCGGCAAGAUAGUGGCGUUCGUGUGUAUAUUGUCGGGAAUUCUCGUUCUGGCUUUGCCGAUAGCCAUCAUCAAUGACCGCUUUUCUGCCUGUUACUUCACGCUGAAGAUAAAGGAAGCUGCUCUCCGACAGCGUGAAGCCUUAAAGAAGCUCACAAAGAACAUGUCCAGCGAUUGCACCGUCAAUGUUAAUUUGCGCGACGUCUAUGCUCGAAGUGUCAUGGAUGUGCUGAGGCUAAAAGGCCGGGACAGAACAAGCACUAGGAGCAGUGGUGGUGAUGAGUUUUGGUUUUGAUUUCUUUAAAAAACAAAACAGCAUAAGGCAGGGGUAGCCAAUGUCGUACUGUCCAGAUAUUGUUAGACUACAACACCCAUCAUUUUAUUUCCAUUGGCAAUGUUUGCUGGGACUGAUGGGAGUUGUAAUCCAACAACUUCUAGAGAACACUACACUGUUUAAAAUGUGUGUCUAAUGUUUCAUCAGCCUUGAGAAUAAAUGCUGUGUUGAAUACGAGGCUAACAAUUGUUUCAUGUUCUCCCCUAUUAAAUUUCCCUUUCCAGGUUUCUGAGCAUAUGACAAUAAUUACCCUAACCCAAAGGCUUAUUAAAAGCAAAAACACUCAGGUUAUACUGACUCUUACCAUUUAGACCAUUCAUUAGAAUAAAAUGGCGGAUUCAUCUACAUAAAACAAUGUUUCGGUUAUUUGGUAAUAGUUCUUAUGCUUGCUUUAAUAUGAAAAAAUAAAGUGUUAGCAAAAUGAAA